GUUGCAAGUAAGUUCAAGUCCAGUGGAGGUUAUUUUUGAUAUGGAUGGUAAUAGGUUGACAGAAACAAAUGGAAAGCCCUUUCACUUGAGAAGAAUGAUUUUAAAGAGCUUGCGGAAUCUGAAGUGUAUAUGGAGUAAAGAUCCUUGUAGGACUAUAAGUUUUCAAAAUCUGAAAGAAAUAGUUGUCACUGACUGUGGGGGAAUAAAAUCUCUUUUCCCAGCAUCUUUGGCAAAAAAUUUUAUGAGACUCAAGAAACUUGAUAUAGGCCGAUGUUUUGCCUUGGAAGAAAUGUUUGGAAAGGAAGAAGCAGUAGCUGAUGGAGCGAGCAGAAAAUUUGAAUUCCAUUUUUUAACCACUUUGAUGAUGUAUCGUUUACCAAGCCUCAAGUUUUUUUAUCCUGGAAGAUUUACUCUGGAAUGUCCCAGCUUGCAGAUGCUAGUUGUGUGUGAUUGUAAUAAGCUGGACACAUUCGCAUUAGAUUUUCAAAGUCACCGUGGAGAAGUAGGAUGUGAGUAUGAAGCUGAUAUUACAACUAACACGCAACCUCUUUUCCUGGAUGAAAAGGUAAUUCCAAAGUUGGAAGUGUUAACCCUCAAUGGGAAAGACAUGAUGAUGUUAUCACAUGGAAAUUUUCUUGAUGACCUGCUUCACAAGCUGAAAGCCCUGGGUCUAAACUUUGGUGAUUCCUAUGAAGCAGUAGCUACUCUGCCUUUUAAAUUCUUUAAGAAGGUACCUAAUUUAGAAUCUCUUUGUAUAAUAAAUUUCGAUGCAUUGGAUGAGAUGUUUCCCUCUCAAAGACCUGAAGAUAUUAAUCAUGUCAUCAAUAUACUUGCGCAAGUGAAGGAGUUAUACAUGCUGGGCCUGCCGAUGCUCUCCUCCAUUGGGUUACAUAAUUCCUGGGUGGACCCACUUCGCAAGAAUCUGAGAGUCCUGAAAAUAAAGGAUUGUCAUCGUUUGACUAUUCUGGUGCCUUCUUCUGCGGUAUCAUUUUGCAAUUUGGAAGAAUUGACAGUGAGUGGAUGCCAUGGGUUAGUUUCUCUGUUCUCAUCUUCAGUAGCCAAAAGUUUGGUGCGACUUCAAAGAAUGGAGAUAACUGAUUGUACAUCAAUAGCACAAAUAGUGAAUCAUGGGAGCGGUGAGUCAACUCCAGAAGAGAUAAUUUUUGAACGGCUUACAUUUAUAACUAUGAGUCAGUUACCAAGGCUGGUGUUUUUUUAUUCGGGGAAUGCCACUUUAGAAUUCUCAGCUCUGAGAGAAGCGACCAUAGAACAAUGCCCGAAGAUGAAACGUUUCUCUCAAGGAGUAGUAAGGGCGCCCUACUUUGUAGGAAUAAGAGCUUCAAGGGACGAAGAUGCUUGGCACAGCUAUAGUGAUCUCAACACAACAGUGCAGAAAUUGUUUGACGAGAAGGUUGCACUACGUGAUGUGCAAAAUUUGGAGCUUGGAGAUUACCCUGGGCUGCAAGAGAUAUGGCAACGUGAAACACCAGUCCCUGAUGGAGGGUUCAGUAAGUUGAAGACUUUGAUAGUGGAUGGUUGUCAUUUCUUAUCAAAAAUGUGAUCCCUUUUCAUUUGCUUGGCUUGAUUUGUAACUUGGAAGAUUUACAAGUACGGAAUUGUGGCUCAGUAAAGGCAAUAUUUGAAGUGGGAUCUUUGUCUUCCUUCUUCUCCAUUCCCUUGAAAACAUUGACCUUGGAACAGCUCCCUGAUCUGGAGCAUGUUUGGAAUGAGGACCCUCAAGAAUUUCUCAGCUUCCAAUCGCUACAACAAUUACAUGUUAAUGGGUGCAGCAGCCUCAAGAGCUUGUUUCCAGCGUCCAUGGCCCAUGGCAAACUUGGGAGGCUUGAAAUACUAGAAGUGCGAUGGUGUAAGGGUUAGUUGAAAUUGUUGCAUGGGAUGAAACAAUGUUAGGUGGAGCAACUACCUACUAUGGUAUCUUUCCCAGCUUAACAAGUUUGGAGCUAUUUAGUUUGCCAAAGCUCAAAUGCACAUGUCCAUGGCUAAACAAAUUGGAAUGGCCAAUGUUAAAAGUAUUAGAUGUGCAUCACUGCGAUCAAUUGAAGAUUUUCCCGACUGAGGAUCAGGAUCAUCCAAGUGAUGGGGAAGCCAUUGUUCCAUUUGAAAAGGGUUUUCCCAACAUAGAACAAUUGUCACUUGACAAGGAAGACAUCAUGAGGAUUAAUUGUCAGGCACUGUUUCAGGCAAACUUCCUUCGUAAAGUGAAAUCUCU
Prosopis cineraria is the source of this 2230-nucleotide messenger RNA. RefSeq lists its product as uncharacterized. Lineage: Eukaryota; Viridiplantae; Streptophyta; Magnoliopsida; Fabales; Fabaceae. The record is from RefSeq and is a predicted model, not a curated record. Bases 41 to 1561 code for a protein of 506 amino acids. The transcript has 4 exons.